This is a messenger RNA of Mollisia scopiformis, 341 nucleotides long. RefSeq lists its product as uncharacterized. Lineage: Eukaryota; Fungi; Ascomycota; Leotiomycetes; Helotiales; Mollisiaceae. The transcript has 2 exons. The coding region runs from base 12 to 341 and encodes 109 amino acids. The record is from RefSeq and is a predicted model, not a curated record.
CCACUUUCAAUAUGAAGUUCAUUACAGCCUUCGUUCUUUCCGUUGCCUCUUUGGCUUCUGCUGGCUCUAUUCAUAUCAACUAUUAUACGGACGGUGGCUGCUCCGACUACCUUGUCUCACCACCCAAUGUACCAACCGACGGAAGCUGCUACACUUACCAAUACGGAGGUACUAACAGUGCCAACAUCGCCAACUGCAACGGCUUCGGUGGCUGCUACUGUGACUUUUACGAGUACAGCAACUGCGAAGGUCUCUCGGAGCCUGCUGGCACUCCGGAUGGCCCAGACUGUGCCUCUAACUAUGGUAUCGGCUUUGCCUCGUUCCAAUGCUACACGGACUAA